AUGAAGCGGAAGUACAAUUUUUUUGAAAUUUAUAAUAAAAUUAUUUUAAUACUUAAAGAAUAUUGUCUUAAUUGUUCGAUAGCUGGAUUCGGUUAUAUUGCUAAUGAUAGAUAUCAUUUUACUGAAAGAAUUUUUUGGUUAAUAUGCGUUAUUAUAUCAUCAGUUGGAUCAUACCAUUUAAUUCAAGAUUAUAUGCAAGAUUUUGAACGACAAGCUGUAAGUUUAGUUAUUGAAGACUUGCAACCAAGAGAAAAAUCAAUUUUCCCAUCAAUUGGAAUUUGUGAGAGAAUUAAAAUGGAAACAAAUGCCGAAAAUGCAGCUAAAGUUUUUGCCGAGAUUAGAAAAAAUGUGAAAUUAAGAGAUUUUGAUGAUUUAGAAGUUGAAAAUAUGGAAGAUUUUGUGAUGAAAUUAGCAUUUCCCACUGAAUUACAUAAAAAUAUAAUUGAUAGCUGUUGCUAUAGUAAAGAUUUAUUCUGUCCAAAUAGUAAUUACAGCUAUAUAAUGGAACAUAUUCCAGCAACAUGCCCUGAACUUUUCAUGGAAUGCAAAUGGAAUAAAAAGAAAUUUAAUUGCUGUGACUACUUUUAUAAAAUGCAUACAAGCAUGGGCAAAUGUUUUUUAUUGAACUCAAUUCAAACAACUGUACAAGGAAAGAAAAAUGUAUUAGACUUACGAGUCGGCCUCGGUAUGGAUGAUGCCUUAAUGGAAUUAAAAUUACACAGAGGAUUUUUUGUUUUCUUAUUAAACGAGGAAGAUGUUCCAGAGGGUUCACUUGGUUUUCUUAAAGUCCCAGUUGAAUCUCAAACUCUUUUGAAAUUAAGUUUGGCAAAUAUAAUUAACGACGAAGGUGUACGUGAUAUUCCUCCUGCUUACAGAAGAUGCCGAUUUAUUGAUGAAAAUGAACCUGAUUCUAUUUUUAAAUAUUAUAGUUUUACAGCUUGUGUCUCAAAUUGUUUUAAAAGGGCUCAAUUAAACAUUUGUAAUUGUACAUCUUAUCAUUAUGUACCCGAAUCGUUUUAUGAUCCUAAACGACCAUCAUGUGAUUUAGAUGGUUUGAAAUGUAUAGCUGACAAUGACUUAUGGCUACCAACACCUAAACGAUUACAACCUUGGAAUGAAAGAACAAUAAAUUGUACAUGCUUACCGUCAUGUAGCGAAAACGAAAUUCUUAUAAUUGAAACUACUGUUAAACCUGCAACUUUCAGAGGAUGUCAAGUUAUUGUUUCGUUAAUGAAUUUACCAUACGAAAGAUAUAGAAGGCAAACUGUAAGAGGUAAACUGGACAUUGUUGUUUCAAUUGGAGGUAUUCUUGGAUUAUUUAUGGGUGCUAGCAUUAUAAGUGGAAUUGAAUUCAUUUAUUAUAUGAUAACUGGUUUCUACCAGCAUUUUAUAAAAUAA
Molecule: messenger RNA, 1398 nt
Organism: Condylostylus longicornis
Lineage: Eukaryota; Metazoa; Arthropoda; Insecta; Diptera; Dolichopodidae
Gene: ppk15
Product: acid-sensing ion channel 1C
Exons: 13
Coding region: 1-1398 (465 amino acids)
Biological process (GO): sodium ion transmembrane transport
Cellular component (GO): membrane
Molecular function (GO): ligand-gated sodium channel activity
Source: RefSeq, a predicted model, not a curated record